Molecule: messenger RNA, 1191 nt
Organism: Suillus bovinus
Lineage: Eukaryota; Fungi; Basidiomycota; Agaricomycetes; Boletales; Suillaceae
Product: P-loop containing nucleoside triphosphate hydrolase protein
Exons: 6
Coding region: 109-1113 (334 amino acids)
Biological process (GO): reciprocal meiotic recombination; telomere maintenance; DNA strand invasion
Cellular component (GO): centrosome; Rad51B-Rad51C-Rad51D-XRCC2 complex; replication fork
Molecular function (GO): single-stranded DNA binding; four-way junction DNA binding; ATP-dependent DNA damage sensor activity
Source: RefSeq, a predicted model, not a curated record
UCAACAAGGUUAUACCGCAUCAUACUUGAAGAUGUACAAGUCUUUCCUUGUAAUUAAUCUACCAUGUUCUUUGAUAUCACACCAAUUCGCAUCUUUUAACCCGUCACAAUGCGCCUAGCAUCAGUGAUUCCUUUAAUCCCUGCAGAACUGGUAACAGCACUCGACCAAUCGUGUGGCAUCCGAACGGACACCGAUCUUCUCUUCUUUGGUUCCAGCUUGGACAUCAUCAAGAAAUUACCACUCGGGACUGUGACACUCUCGGACCUAGAAAAGUUCACCGAAUCAAUAGCAGAACAGGCAUCGGUUCCUGGACAUCGGGGAGACGAGAUUCUUGCUGCCACAGGACGGAUUUCUGAGAAGCAUCCUCGAGUCAGCUGUGGUGUAAAGGAACUAGAUGAACUUGUUGGUGGCUUUGGUGACUCUCGGGUCUUUGAAAUAUCUGGAGCUAAAGGAUCAGGUAAAACGGCACUUGCGCUGCAAAUAGUGAUCCAGCGACUACUUUCUGAUGCAGAUUCUUAUGCGUUAUGGAUCGAUUCGUCCGGUGACUUCUCUGCAGAGAAGACUACUCAGCUAAUGCGAUAUUUUGAUGUAUCUGAUAAAGUGCUAGAGAGGUUGCAGGUAUCCGUGGGUUUCAACAUAGAGGGAGUGAACGAUGUCCUCGAAGCGCUGCGUAUUUCACUUUCGAACUCUAAGAGCGUUGAACCGACAGUCCAGUGGAUAGUCCUCGACUCCAUAACCCCACUUCUACUGCCAUCCCUGAGUGCGGUAUCUUCCCAAGGACAUGCCAUGAUGAUAACGUUUAUGCGCCGAUUACGCGAGCUUUCUCGGACUUUUGGGAUAAGUAUCAUGGUGAUCAACGGAACAUCAGCAGCUGUACCAUUCAAUCAGAGUUCCGCCUUCGCAUCAACAAUCAGAAAACCUGCUUUGGGUCCUUCGUUUACAUUUAUGACAGAUUGUACCAUCUGGUUAUCCAAGACGAAAGAUAUACCUGAUCCUGAGGGCCCGUUCUCGGUGCACGUGGCAGAAGUAUUCCGUUCGAGGGCAACGAGAUCAAAAACUUGGUGCACCUUCCAAAUUCGCCAUGGUAUUUUAUCCUCGACAUCGGAUUUGUAGCUAUCCCCUCCUUCUUGGCAGUGGCUCGCCGACAACAGAAUUAUAAAAGCAGAUCACGUAUUCUUGUGAAACAGCUAU